GAACAAGAAGAUGAGGAAUACAGCAUUAUCCGGAUGGCUGAUAUCAUUGUAUUUGGUCGGUGCCAUACUCUUGAAGUUCUUGAAAAGUGACGAUGUGUGUGAACAGUUCGUCAACUUCCUACCAGUAUAUUAUGAAAACAUAAGUUUUAUAAAUGAAUCAAUCCGUAAAUCUGACCACUAUUAUUAUACACAAGUUAUACGUCGUAAUUCAGAAUAUUCAAGCGUAAUUUCUGGAAGGCGUCAAAUGAAUCCUGGACAAAUUUAUAAAUCUCCAUUUCCAAUCGAAUUUUUCGGAGAACGAUAUGAUUCGUUCAGUUUAGACAAUUCUGGCAAAAUGCAGUUUCACAAUCCUGGAAACGAAAUAACUAGCGGCGGAAUUAUUUUAUCAACGAUUUCUUCAAAGACAUCACUAUUCUCUUGCAGUUUAACUG
Molecule: messenger RNA, 431 nt
Organism: Schistosoma turkestanicum
Lineage: Eukaryota; Metazoa; Platyhelminthes; Trematoda; Strigeidida; Schistosomatidae
Source: the annotation of a GenBank genome assembly